AUGUCAGACACACUGAACGCUGCGGACACCCCGCAAAUAUCCGCCGACCAGCCUGUUGUAGAUGCUCCCGCGCCUACUCCCGCACAUGUGUUCGCAUCUGUGGAUGUUCCCGACGAUGGAACAAAGAUAGCCAUUGAGGAACCCGUGGCAGCCAGAGAGCUCGCCCCCACCUCCUCAACAGAUCCUACGUCAACCUUGGAGACGGCUGCCGCUACUGCUGAUGUGCUGAUGCCCGAUGCGCCCACUGGCGACAACGCGCCGGAGCCUGGCAGCUCCCGCGCUGGCUCGGUCCAUCCUGACCCAGGGUUCACAAUGCCUGACAAGGCUGCUUCUCACGGCGAUCCCGUCCGCCAGUAUCUCAACAACAAUGUCACGACUGUGCUGCUUGACGGCAUGAAACAGAUUGCGAAAGACAAACCCAAGGACCCUCUUCGCGUUCUGGGCAAUUACCUCAUCCAGCGAUCCAAGGAACUCGAGCAGACAGACAACUAGGUGUUGCGACAUACAAGGCUGUCAUAGUCGAGGCGGGCGCAAAGAUAUGAGAAGAAGGAAGGCGGCAAUCAAUGGUAGCAUGGACCAGACGGGCGGCGAGGUCGGCAAAUGGCUGUCGAACAGGCGUUCAAAGGGGGGGAUCAAAAGGGGCGCCGAGCAUUUAUGUCACGCGCGAGAGAUACCCAUAGGCAUAUGUUGACUUGAGGGCGGCAUUAUUGAAUUGAGGUGCCGAGAAUCGUUUUGCUUUCAUUUCAACGAAGUCUCUGACUAUCAUGAUCGUCGUGACGACCAGAAGGAGCAAGCUGCGCUGCCGAAAAUGCAGUUUCCUAACCCCAACUCCAUGACCACCGUAAUUUUUCCUCCGCUGGGACGUUCGUCUGGACCCGUUGUCCGGGUC
Verticillium alfalfae VaMs.102 is the source of this 889-nucleotide messenger RNA. RefSeq lists its product as hypothetical. The transcript is spliced from 3 exons. NCBI's taxonomy places the organism in Eukaryota, Fungi, Ascomycota, Sordariomycetes, Glomerellales, Plectosphaerellaceae. Bases 1 to 492 code for a protein of 163 amino acids. The record is from RefSeq and is a predicted model, not a curated record.